Molecule: messenger RNA, 1744 nt
Organism: Lepus europaeus (European hare)
Lineage: Eukaryota; Metazoa; Chordata; Mammalia; Lagomorpha; Leporidae
Gene: MFSD2B
Product: MFSD2 lysolipid transporter B, sphingolipid
Exons: 14
Coding region: 1-1557 (518 amino acids)
Biological process (GO): carbohydrate transport
Cellular component (GO): membrane
Molecular function (GO): sphingolipid intramembrane carrier activity; symporter activity
Source: RefSeq, a predicted model, not a curated record
AUGGGCAGCGUUGAGGCCCUGAGGCAGCAACAGACCUCGGUCACGUUGAAGGACAGGGAGGCAGCCACCAUGGCUGAAGGGGAGCUACUGGGCGUGAGGUGGGUGAGCCAGCGGCGGUUGAUUCCUGUGUCUCCCCAGGCCAGCAGAGACAGCCGCCUCUCCUUCUGUACGAAGAUGUGCUAUGGCAUCGGUGGGGUCCCGAACCAGGUGGCCUCCAGUGCCACUGCCUUUUACCUGCAGCUCUUCCUGCUUGAUGUGGCCCAGAUCCCUGCUGCCCAGGUGUCACUUGCCCUGUUUGGAGGGAAGGUGUCUGGGGCAGCCGCUGAUCCUGUGGCUGGGUUCUUCAUCAAUAGAAGCAGGAGGACAGGAUCUGGACGACUCAUGCCCUGGGUGCUGGGCUGCACGCCCUUCAUCGCCAUGGCCUACUUCUUCCUCUGGUUCCUACCCCCCUUCACCAGCCUGCGAGGCCUCUGGUACACCACCUUCUACUGCCUGUUCCAGGCCUUAGCCACGUUCUUCCAGGUGCCAUACACAGCACUCACCAUGCUCCUGACCCCCAGCCCCAGGGAGCGAGACUCGGUCACUGCCUACCGGAUAACCAUGGAGAUGGUGGGGACGCUGAUGGGAGCCACCGUCCACGGGCUCAUCGUAUCUGGCGCUCAUGGGCCCCACGGGUGUGAGGAUGCUGCACUCCCCAGGCAGGCCACCGUGUCCCCCGACGCGACGCGUCUCUACUGCAUUGCAGCCGCCGUGGUGGCUCUGACUUACCCCGUGUGCAGCAGUUUGCUGUGUCUGGGGGUGAAGGAGAGACCAGCUGCCUCUGCCCCAGCCUCAGGCCAAGGCCUGAGCUUCCUGGCUGGGCUGGGCCUCACUGCCCGGCACCCACCCUACCUGAAGCUCGUGGUCUCCUUCCUGUUCAUCUCAGCCGCCGUUCAGGUGGAGCAGAGCUACCUGGUGCUGUUCUGCACACACGCCUCCCGGCUACACCACCACGUGCAGAGCCUCGUGCUAACCAUCCUGGUCUCGGCCGUGCUGAGCACCCCGCUGUGGGAGUGGGUUCUCCAGCGGUUUGGGAAGAGGACCUCGGCCUUUGGGAUCUGUGUGAUGGUGCCUUUCGCGAUCUUGCUGGCCGCUGUGCCCACAGCCCCCGUGGCGUACGUCGUGGCCUUUGUAUCUGGCGUGAGCAUCGCUGUGUCCUUGCUGCUUCCAUGGUCCAUGCUGCCAGACGUCGUGGAGGAUUUUGAACUGCAGCACCAGCACGGCCCGGGUUUGGAGACCAUCUUCUACUCCUCCUAUGUCUUCUUUACUAAGCUUGCGGGCGCAGGCGCGCUGGGCAUCUCCACCCUCAGUCUGGAGUUCUCGGGCUACCAGGCGGGAGCCUGCCAGCAGGCAGAGGAGGUGGUCGUGACCCUCAAGGUCCUCAUUGGAGCUGUGCCCACCUGCAUGAUCCUAAUCGGCCUGUGCAUCCUCAUGGUUGGUCCCGCCCCCAAGGCGCCACGCCAGGACACCUCCCGGCAGCUGAGCCUUCAGAGGAGGACCAGCUACAGCCUCACCUAACGCAGGAGCGCGGGAACCGGCGCGCUGCUCCACGGCCCUUCCGCACCCACAGCUUCCACUGAAGACCGCCUCAGAGAGACCUAUGCCCUGCUCGCUCCAGCUCUGCCUGCGCCGCCCAACAGCAACUGAUUCUAGAGUAAGGAAGCCCCCUGGCCCGCCCCAGCCCAGCUCCCCCAGCAGCGGGACA